UCGGCGCAGCAGAGGAGGAGAGGGCGGCGAUGAAGACUCGAGCGUUUUCCAAUCCCUGAAAGGCCUUAAAAGGAGACUCGUAAUAAUAAUAAUUAAAAAGGAAACCCCAUUGCAAACUGAAACAACCAUGUCUGGAGAAGUGCGUCUGAAGCAGUUGGAGCAGUUUAUUUUGGAUGGGCCAACUCAGACUAAUGGGCAGUGCUUCAGCGUGGAAACCUUGCUGGAUAUACUCAUCUGCCUGUACGACGAAUGUAACAAUUCCCCUCUGAGAAGAGAGAAGAACAUCCUCGAGUAUCUAGAAUGGGCCAAACCAUUUACAUCUAAAGUGAAGCAGAUGCGUCUACAUAAAGAAGAUUUUGAAAUCCUGAAGGUGAUUGGUCGAGGAGCCUUUGGUGAGGUUGCAGUAGUAAAACUGAAGAAUGCAGAUAAAGUUUUUGCCAUGAAGAUCCUUAAUAAGUGGGAGAUGCUGAAGAGAGCUGAAACAGCAUGUUUUCGAGAAGAGAGAGAUGUGUUAGUGAAUGGAGAUAACCAGUGGAUCACAACAUUACAUUACGCGUUCCAGGAUGAAAACUAUUUAUACCUGGUUAUGGAUUAUUACGUUGGAGGAGACCUGCUUACAUUGCUCAGCAAGUUUGAGGACAGAUUACCUGAAGAUAUGGCUCGUUUUUAUUUGGCUGAAAUGGUGAUAGCCAUCGAUUCUGUGCAUCAGUUGCAUUAUGUCCACAGGGAUAUUAAACCAGACAACAUCUUGAUGGAUAUGAAUGGCCAUAUUCGGUUAGCAGAUUUUGGUUCUUGUCUGAAACUGAUGGAAGAUGGAACGGUUCAAUCUUCAGUAGCUGUUGGGACGCCAGACUACAUCUCUCCAGAAAUUUUGCAGGCCAUGGAAGAUGGAAAAGGGAAGUAUGGGCCUGAGUGUGACUGGUGGUCCCUAGGCGUUUGCAUGUAUGAAAUGCUUUAUGGAGAAACACCCUUUUAUGCUGAGUCCUUGGUGGAGACCUAUGGGAAAAUAAUGAACCACAAAGAGAGGUUCCAGUUUCCUGCUCAAGUGACAGAUGUCUCUGAAAGUGCAAAGGACCUCAUCCGAAGGCUAAUUUGUAGCAGAGAGCAUCGACUUGGACAGAAUGGGAUAGAAGACUUUAAGAACCAUCCAUUUUUUGCUGGGAUUGACUGGGACAACAUUAGAAACUGUGAUGCACCUUACAUCCCAGAAGUCAGCAGCCCCACUGAUACAUCAAAUUUUGACGUGGAUGAUGAUUGCUUAAAAAAUUCUGAGACGAUGCCUCCACCAUCACACACUGCGUUUUCCGGCCAUCAUUUACCAUUUGUAGGUUUCACAUAUACAAGUAGCUGUGUGCUUUCAGACCGUAGCUGUCUAAGGCUGACAGCUGGACCACCCUCUAUGGAUCUUGAUGCCAACAUUCAAAGAACUUUGGAAGACAGUUUAGCAACAGAAGCUUAUGAGAGGAGAAUAAGACGUCUAGAGCAGGAAAAGCUUGAACUUAGUAGAAAACUGCAAGAGUCCACUCAAACAGUCCAGGCUCUGCAGUAUUCAACAGUGGAUGGCCCAAUUGCAGCAAGCAAAGAUAUAGAAAUUAAAAGCUUAAAAGAAGAAAUUGAAAAGUUGAAGAAACAGGUAACAGAUUCUGGUCAUCUAGAACAGCAACUUGAAGAGGCCAGCACUGCAAGGCGGGAGUUGGAUGAUGCUUCUAGACAAAUAAAGGCUUUUGAGAAACAGGUUAGAACGCUGAAGCAAGAGAGGGAAGAUCUUAAUAAGGAACUGGCAGAGUCUAGUGACAGAUUAAAAUCUCAAGCCAAAGAGCUGAAAGAUGCACACAGCCAGCGGAAAUUGGCAAUGCAGGAGUUCUCAGAGAUGAACGAGCGGCUGACAGACUUGCACUCUCAAAAACAAAAGCUUGCCCGCCAGCUCCGAGAUAAGGAAGAAGAAAUGGAAGUGGUGAUGCAAAAAGUAGAAAGUUUAAGGCAAGAGUUACGCAGAACAGAGAGACUUAAAAAAGAACUGGAAGUUCAAGCUGAAGCUGCGGCUGCUGAGGCAUCCAAAGACAGGAAAUUGCGAGAGCGGAGUGAGCAGUACUCCAAGCAGUUGGAAAGCGAAGUAGAAGGGCUAAAGCAAAAACAGAUUGGUCGCUCUCCUGGGGUAAGCAGUAUAGAACACCAGCAAGAGAUCACUAAAUUAAAGGCAGACUUGGAAAAGAAAAGUGUUUUCUAUGAAGAGGAACUAUCUAAACGUGAAAUAAUGCAUGCUAAUGAAAUAAAAAGUCUGAAGAAGGAACUACGGGAUGCAGAGAGCCAGCAGCUUGCACUUAAGAAGGAGAUUAUGAUUUUGAAAGACAAGUUAGAGAAAACCAGAAGAGAAAACCAAAGUGAAAGGGAGGAAUUUGAAACAGAGUUCAAACAGAAGUAUGAACGGGAAAAGAUUCUGCUAACAGAGGAAAACAAGAAACUUUCAAAUGAACUUGAUAAGCUCACCACCAUGUUUGAGAGGCUGAGUAUGAAUAACCGGCAGCUGGAAGAAGAAAUGAGAGACCUAGCAGAUAAAAAGGAGUCUGUGGCCCACUGGGAGGCCCAAAUUACUGAGAUCAUCCAAUGGGUAAGUGAUGAAAAAGAUGCUCGAGGUUAUCUUCAAGCCUUGGCCUCCAAAAUGACAGAAGAACUAGAGGCCCUGAGGAACUCCAGCUUGGGUGCAAGAGCUACAGACAUGCCCUGGAAGAUGCGCCGUUUUGCAAAGCUAGAUAUGUCUGCAAGGUUGGAACUACAGUCAGCUCUUGAUGCUGAAAUCCGAGCCAAACAGGCUAUUCAAGAUGAGUUGAAUAAAGUCAAAGCUUCCUGUAUCUCUACAGAGUGUAAAUUGCAAGAAUCUGAGAAGAAGAACUUGGAACUGUUGACAGAUAUUGAAAGACUGAAGAAGGAGACAGAAGAACUUAGAUCAGAAAAGGGUGUAAAGCACCAAGACUCACAGAAUUCUUUCUUGGCAUUUUUGAAUGCGCCUACCUCUGCUCUGGAUCAAUUUGAAAUUGAUUCAGUUGAGAACUUCACGUUAUCCAACACGCCGUCACGGGAUGAAGAUAGCAAGUCUCACCUUCAUUCAAGAUCGAGAUCUCCUUCUACAGCUAGUGAAAUUGAACCAAUUGAGGUUACGGAUCACCCUCCUCGAUCAAUUCACACACCAACCAUGCGGACAGCAUAUAUUGGAUCGGGACUCUCUGCACCAAAGCCUAAAGCCCACCAGUUUGUAGUGAAAUCAUUUAAUACCCCAACAAAAUGCAAUCAAUGCACAUCUCUGAUGGUUGGUUUAAUAAGACAGGGCUGCACUUGUGAAGUGUGUGGAUUCUCCUGCCAUGUGACCUGUGCAGACAAGGCCCCUGCAGUAUGUCCAAUCCCUCCUGAACAGACUAAGGGCCCUUUGGGAAUAGAUCCUCAGAAAGGUAUAGGAACAGCUUACGAAGGACAUGUCCGAGUACCAAAACCAGCUGGUGUAAAGAAAGGUUGGCAGAGAGCGCUGGCAGUAAUCUGUGAUUUUAAACUCUUCCUGUAUGAUAUAGCAGAAGGAAAAGCAUCCCAGCCAAGUGUGGUAGUGAGUCAGGUCAUAGACAUGAGGGAUGAAGAAUUCUCAGUGAGUUCUGUCUUGGCUUCGGAUGUCAUCCAUGCAAAUCGAAAAGAUAUCCCCUGUAUCUUUAGGGUCACAGCUUCCCAACUCUCUGCAACCAGUAAUAAGUGUUCAAUCCUGAUUCUAACAGACGGUGAGAAUGAAAAAAGCAAGUGGGUAGGAGUGCUGAAUGAAUUGCAUAGGAUCUUGAAGAAGAACAAACUCAAAGACCGCUCAGUCUAUGUUCCCAAAGAAGCUUAUGACAGCACCUUACCCCUCAUCAAAACAACGCAGUCAGCAGCAAUCAUAGAUCAUGAAAGAAUAGCACUGGGGAAUGAAGAAGGGUUAUUUGUUGUGCAUGUCACCAAAGAUGAGAUAAUCCGUGUUGGUGAUAACAAGAAGGUUCAUCAGAUUGAGCUUAUCCCAAGUGAACAGCUCAUUGCAGUAAUCUCAGGACGAAACCGUCACGUGCGACUUUUCCCUAUGACAGCUCUGGAUGGAAGGGAGACUGAGUUUUAUAAGCUGGCAGAAACAAAGGGCUGCCAGUCAAUAGUUUCUGGACACGUGCGCCAUGGAGCCCUCACAUGCCUGUGUGUAGCUAUGAAAAGGCAGGUCCUCUGUUAUGAACUAAAUCAGAGUAAGACACGUCACAAAAAGAUCAAGGAGAUCCAAGUCCAGGGGAACGUCCAGUGGAUGUCGAUCUUCAGUGAGCGACUUUGUGUGGGCUAUCAGUCAGGUUUCUUAAAACAUCCCCUUCAUGGAGAAGGCAGCCCAUACAGUCUGCUCCAUCCAGAUGACCACACACUAUCGUUUAUCUCACAGCAGCCAACUGAUGCCAUCUGUGCAGUCGAAAUCUCAAAUAAAGAAUACCUGCUGUGUUUUAGCAGCGUAGGGGUUUACGUUGACUGCCAGGGCCGAAGAUCGAGACAACAAGAAUUGAUGUGGCCUGCAACUCCAUCAUCUUGCUGUUACAAUGCACCAUACCUCUCUGUGUAUAGUGAAAAUGCAAUUGAUAUCUUUGACGUGAACUCCAUGGAGUGGAUUCAGACUAUUCCUCUCAAAAAGGUACGACCCUUGAAUACAGAAGGAUCACUCAACCUUUUAGGUUUGGAGACAGUUAGAUUAAUAUAUUUCAAAAACAAAAUGGCAGAGGGUGAUGAACUGGUGGUUCCUGAAACAUCAGAUAACAGCCGGAAGCAAAUGGUUCGAAACAUCAACAACAAGCGCCGUUAUUCAUUCAGAGUACCAGAAGAGGAGAGGAUGCAGCAGAGGAGGGAGAUGCUACGCGAUCCAGAAAUGAGAAAUAAAUUAAUUUCUAACCCAACUAAUUUUAACCACAUAGCACAUAUGGGUCCUGGAGAUGGCAUACAGAUUCUCAAAGACCUUCCAAUGCAGCGCUCCCCUUAUCAAUUCCCUCAUCAUCACUCCCGUCUGAUCUCCUCUCCGAGCAACUUUGAACACAUCUACCACAUGACUGUUAAUUCAGCUGAAAAAUUCCUCUCUUACGAUUCCAUAAACACUGCAUUUUCCCCGCCUCCGUGCUCUGCCCUGGGUACUCCAAACUUUAUGACUCAGAGGAAUCUUCGGCCUCAGGAAAGUCGGACCGUAUUCAGUGGCUCUGUCAGUAUCCCAUCGAUCACGAAAUCCCGCACAGAACCAGGACGAUCGAUGAGCGCAAGCAGUGGGUUAGCAGCAAGAUCAUCUGCACAAAAUGGCAGUGCAUUGCGGAGGGAAUUCUCAGGAGGUAGCUAUGGAGCAAAGCGUCAGCCUAUGGCAUCGCCCUCAGAUGGUUCCUUAUCCUCUGGUGGCCUGGACCAAGGCAGUGAUGCACCAACAAGGGACUAUGAGCGAGAGGACUCUGACUCGCCGAGACACUCCACUGCGUCGAACAGCUCCAACCUCAGCAGCCCUCCCAGCCCUGUUUCUCCCCACAAGACCAAGAGCCUCUCCCUGGAGAGCUCUGACCACGUGAGUUGGGACUCAUGAACUGCUUCAGCAGAUUUGACACUACAGCAGCUUGCUGUCCCCUUCACUUGCUCCAGUUCACACCUUCACCAUCCUAACCCUUCUCAUUCCCCACCCGAAAGUCAACUGGGAGUCGGGUAGAGAGGAAGGUAGAAGCUGGUUGUCUGCAGCACUGCCUCACCCUCCCUUCCCCAGAUUUGACAGCAGCGAAUGAGCAAAGCUAGGGUGUUGGUAAAUAUCAGAUGCUGUAGAUUUGUAUUAGUAUUGGUUUCAUCUUUUGCGAUUACAGCUGCUUUCAUUUUCAAAGACAUAUAUUUAUCCUACCCUGCAAUUCCCUCAAAAGUAACUUAAAUAGACCAGACCAGUAUCGGCAAGAGAAAAUCUAGAGGGAUUUUUUUUCGUACAAUAACUCAUUGUACUGUACAGAAGCAGCACAGAGACCCUUUCCCCUGCAUGGGGAAUGAUUGGUAUGUCAGAGGCACAUAAAAGCUUUCAGCCACCAUGUUUGAAUGUCUAUCUGAUUGUUGCCAGCAAAUCCUUAUUGAUUAAGAUGAUGCAUAUUUUACUACAGUACAGAGUUUAAAUAAAUACACAGAUGUUAGAGUAAAAUAUGUAUGUAUAUAUUAAAAAAGAAAAAAAAAAGAAAAAAAAAAAAGCAUUGUGUAUGCAGCAGAAGAUGGAUGCUUAUUUAAGAGAGCCUUUAAUUUAAGAUUUGUGUUGUCCCUGUUUUCAUACUCAGUGAUAUACAGACUUGGAGGCCUGGCCUAAAACCUUUCACAGGACAGAUAUUCCUUUUGCAUAUCAUUUGCUGCACUGCUGGGAGAAGCUCCUGCAGUACUUUCUCAACGUUUCUUUAUUUCUGGCAGUAGCAUCUGAGGCUAUAAUUCCUAAGUUCGUGUUGAUCCCCCUCCUUUGCAAAAAUGGCAAUGGUUGGAAAGUGACCCCCUCUCCUGCCCUGACACCCGAGGGCACCCAUCAGCCAGCUGGUCACGCUGGGUGCUGGUGUGUGGCUGUGCAGCUGAGAAACCUGCAGUGGAGGUCCUUACAGAAGCAAGGGAGCUCAGUGCCACAGGAUUCAGCAGGAAAACUGUUUCCCUGGGUCAGACUUUGACCGGGCUUCACUAGGAAGGGAGCAGUCUCCCACAUCUCUUUCAUCAUCCCUUAACAGAAACCUGUUACUGUUGUUACCAAAUAAUAGUUUAUAAUACACAUCAGCCAAAUGAGUGCUCUUACUCUGAAGCUAGCUACUGCUGGCUGUGCUGUCACUGUAGCAACAACAAACCUUGAAGACUGACCUCACACUGUUCACACUGUGGCCAUCACAGAUGCCUAGUCACCCACAACUGCCGUGCGGGUAAGGUUGGUUUUCCUCUCCCUCCCAACCCGUGCUGUGGGUCUGUGUAAUUUGCAGUUGUUUGUGCUCACCUGCUGUUCAGUUCCAGUCGCAGGCCAGGAAGGCAGAAAGUGUUGCAGUGGAUGACAGAGCCCACUGAGGUUGCAAAAAUAAGUAAAAAGCUGAAGCUGGUCAUGCAGUCACCGAAAUAAAUUGAGAAACUGACGUACAAAGGGAUGGUAAGAGGAAGAUCUCUCUCUCUCUUUAGAUAGCAAGGCAGAUGCGUUUUUCAUUUAGGAGUGUUCAGAUGAGCUUCUUUUCUCAGUAGUAUUGUUGCUGGCAUUAUACUAUGACCAUAUUCAAACAUGUAAGGGCUUUUUGUAUUUAGAAUACUGUUUUUUGUGGGUUUCAGAAACUUGCUAUGGCUCUUAAACCAUUCCAUAUUCUUGCAGUUAGCAGUAAUAUUGUGUUUCAACCGCAUAGAAAUGUUUGGAGUUUUCCAGUUUCUGUCUUCUGUAAUGGAAGUUAUAGCUAAGUUCAGACUCUGUACAGUAAUUUCCAGGUAUGAGCUAAGUGUGGAACAGGGGAUGAGACGCAGAGAUCAUCGCCUGUACCAUUUUAUCCUGCUGGGUCUCCUCAGUAAGAUUUCUUUUUCACCCUGAAUCACAGCUUGUCCAAGCUCAGUGUUACAUUAGGAUAGGAAUUCAACAUUUUGUUUUAAUAACCAUUGUUUCAAAACCUGUCUCUCUCAAGUUUGGGUUUUCUGGAAUAGCAAAAUGGUAAUGGUGGUUUGUUUUCACUUCAAAGCUACUACUGUUGCAAGCCCGGCAUUUAAUACUAAAGGCCUUAGCCAGCAGCUUAGCACUUGCAGUCAAUUCCUCCUAGAACUGAUUUUCAUCUUUGUGAGGGGCAGAGAGGCAGGGCGUUAUUGGCAUCACUAGAUCUCCACAUCAGCUUCUUUUUACAGGCUGCCUAUUGCUUCCAGUGUAGCCACUGCUUUUCCCCACAAUUCCCUCCUUUUGGUGAAGCAUGUCCACACACUUCUCAAAGCCUUUGCAGACUAGUUUUGUAUUUGCUGUAUGUUGUAUUUAAACGUUAAUCUUAUUUUGAUAUAGAGAGAAGGCAUUUAAACAAUAGUCACGUAAGGUAGAGCCUGUGCGACACGUCCCCUGAGAGAGGGUCACAGCAUCGUCUUUGUGGACGUUUUUGUAGCUGAGUUAAUGCUCUGUCUGAAAAUGGAACCCACAGAGCCAUGGCACAGCAAACAAAGCGACCGAAUGUGCCCGUUUACUGUGUCCUGGUGCCUGCCAUCGAUUGCUACUCCAACCCGCUACAAACAGGCAUUUUCAGGCAGAGCAGAGGGCAGCUGUGUGACACAACACUCCGCAGGAGGGGAGCUCCACAGGACUGCACUGUUUGUGCACCACAGUUUCUAAGCCUGGGCAUUUUCCUUUAGGAUUACUAUAUUUAAUCAGUAGGUUGGUACUGUGCAUUUUGUUACGCAUCUGUUAAAAAGAGAAACAGCAACUGUUCUCUCAGUUGAAAAGCAAAUGACCACAUCACUUAUUGGUAAAGAAAAUGUCGUCCUGGGACUUGAAUAGUUUUUAUGUAUUUGGGGACCAUUUGAUCAUACAUUCGAUUUUAAACCAUGCUCAUCUUUUUUGUUGGUACAAACACUGAAAACAAAAGCAUUCUGUAGCUGAGCUUUAUGCAUUGGGCUGGGGCAAACAGCUCGGUCAUUUGAACUGUAGGACUUUUGCCUGGUAUCUCGAUGACAGUUGUCUCUUAAGGUUUGAUGUCUGCUGCUUUGCACUGUAGCAUUGUUUCACCUCCACAGUUUGAGGGCUGCAACUUGUCUGGGGAGCUUGAAACCUCCCCUUCAGUCUGUGACUGUAGCAUAUGUUCUGUGUACACAGUUAUGUGUCUAGCUGAUUUUUUCCUUUUGGCUGAGACUGAAGGUAUCUUGCAUUUAUGACACUACUUAAACAUAUGGGAUGUUGGCUUUUUGCUUUUUAUUGUUUAAUUUUGCAGGCAACAAAGGAUGUGAAGAUUCAGGCAGCUACUAAGGACUCCAGGUUAGAGAAUGCGAAGGUUUGGUCAGUAGGUUUCCCCUGUGCGUGCAUGGACACAGACAUGUGCUUUCCUUCCACAUUUCCUACACCCAAAAGCAGGGUACACUCUGCUCCGUUCUAUCUGACCUGUAGAAAACAGCCGGUGGCUCCAGAAACCCAUGCCUGUUGCUGUGGAAGUGGCUGAUUUUCCUCUCUGUUAGCUGCUGCAGAUUGUUAGGAAUGCGCAUUUUGCUCAUCUUAGCGAGUUUCAUAACUUGCUGUGCCUGAUUUGGUUCUGAUAAACUGAACAGCCGACUGUGUUAGUCUCAGGUAUGCAGCAGAGGGAAGCUAAGGGCCUUGUCGUAACAAGGAAGUCCCCAGAGCAUCGUGUUCUUUCUCAUUCCGUUUUAUGCACUUCGUUUAGUUUUAUACAAAUACAUUAAGGUUAAAUCUAUCACAGUGCAACUACCCCUACCUCCUUAGCCUGGGAAUCAAAGUGGCACAUGUAGCUUCAGCUGUGGGUUUUGGGGUUUUUUCUUUUUACAUAGGAGUCGGUUGCUCAAAGGAAAUGGGAUGGUUUUCUGCACUAGCACCAAAGCACGCAGAAGGGCGCAGGUGUGUUCAGGCUGUGUUUGGCAGGUGCCCUCAGAAGCAGGCCUAUGGACUUUCCAUGCUAAAUUCCAACUCCGCUUUGUCUUUCUUUCCAGCCACAGCUUUGUAUGACCUGUUCUCACUUUGCGUUUAAGAAAGUCUCAUCCACAGGGAAGAAAUCCACAAACAAACCAGUGUUGGUAAUUCAGAGCAAUUAUACCUGCCUUUUUAUGUAUGACAGUUUCAUAUCAUUUAUUUUUAAAAUAUGGGAUUUUUUAGGUUUUUCAUUGUAAUAUUAUUGUACAGUUUUGCAUGGCAUAGAUGUAAUCACUUUUUUGUUUUAGAUUAUAAAAGCUGACAAGUGUGCGUGUGGGGGAAAGAUUCUGCUUUUUGCCUCUUCUCACUAUUUUGUUUAAUGCCCUCAGUGUUGUAGGGGACAUUGUAAGAGAUUCUCUGCUACAGAACAAUGAUGUAGAUUCUUUUGCACAGAAAUAUUUAAGGUGGAAAAGUCAACAAUGUAAAAAUGACUCACCACCAAUAUUUUAUGUUGGUAACACUUAAUAUUAACCUACUUUGAUGUACUGCAAUAAAACAGGGAACUGUUAGAAAUGUAGAUGUUUUGUCUUUUUUUUUUUCUUCUCAUACCUCUGCUUAAGCUUUGAGGAGUUGAUGUAAUUGUGUUUUUGAAAAUAUAAUGGGCAUAUUUAAUGCAUCUGCAUGAGGACAUGGGGAAGAAAAGUAGCAGGUGUGCAAUUCUAUUCAGCUUACCACCUUUCAGACAAACUUACCCAAACCCUUAUAUCUUUUGCUGUAGCUUGGUGGAACACUGCCUAUUCCUUGCGCUGUGACCUGGGCAGUGCAUGGCAGUAGGCCUUCUGUUGUCGAGGGAUUAGAGCAUUAGAGAGGUAAAAAGUGAGCUGUGUGUUAGGGGCCUUGUUCAUCUCCCAGCACUCAUUUUCUGUCUUGAUGCAAUACGCAGGUUGAGUAAAAAAGUCUGUAUAUCACUGCUAACAUGCAGCUCCACAGAAGCAAAUGUAAGCUCUGGUUUGCCCUGUGGAACUAAGAACUGUUUCUGCAAAAGGAACUUUCUAGAACUUACAAGUUUGCUGCAGCAGAGGAACAUUCAGACCCACGCCCUGCUUGCAGCUCAAGCAAAUUCACUAGCAGCAGCAAGCAGCAGUGAUAUGAUGGUCUUGCUCCUUGAAAAAUGUCAUGAUUCCUUUGACUUCAAGCCAGAGCACAGUGUUUCUUGCUCUGUUAUACUCUGAAGCAAUUCCUCAUGUCACAAAACUCUGGCCAAAUCUGCAGAAAUUAUUAAGGCUUUUGGAACGUGCACAAAAGGCCAGAAGUAGGGCCUGAGCUUUCCUCAGCUCUCCUAAUAAGGGAACAGCUCACCUUCCGCUACUUGUUAUCCUUAAGGCAAAUACAAAACAACUCCAUUGUUCAUUCUUUAACAAUGAGUCUCUCUCUAGGGAAGGGAAUUGUUUGCUGAGAAUUAAACACUUGUGCCCCAGCAUGGCAUCCAGAGCUGUGGUCACACAAACACUGCAUAGCAAAUCUCACUAGCUGUGCCUGCUGGAAAAACUGAACAGUAAUGAUAUGUGUGGGGUUUUCUUUUGUCUUCCUCACACAUCUUCUAAGCAUUCUAGCUGUCAGUCUCCAGGGGCAGAAGCUUUACUCUGAAGCUUACCUAGCCCAAGGCAUGACAGCUUUUUGUACUUUGCUUCUUAAGCUCUAAUGUAAGCAUUAAUAUCUUAAACAAUAUCAACAUUUUUUACAGCUGCAAAGUGUAGAGCCAGAAGAAACUACUAACUACAUCAUGUAGAUCAGAACCCAAAGCACCAAGAAAAGCAGCUUUAUGCCAAAUGAUUAUUUCACUGAAUAACAGAGUUCAUACUUCUCAAAGGAUUAGGACUAAUCCAAGGAGGACUUUUAUUACUGGAUCUUUCUGAAACAAAGUCUUAAGUGAAGCAGAUACAUGUUUAUGGUCGUGGAAGAAAGGUAACGCAAUUACCUGUUCCCUUAUUUCUCAGCCUCCUGAGAGAGGCUGUACAUUCACUUACCUAUUCUUUACCUCUGGAAACGUCAGAGGGCAGGAUUUCUCACAGUGUACCAAAGAGUAAGAUCAUACAAUCCUCUGGCAUUCCUGGGCUGCAUUAACUCAAUAGGAUCAGUGGAGUCUGCUGCUGAGGACACCUGCCUUACUAGCACCAGGUAAGCAUCAACUCUGACUGCCACUUUCUUCACAAGUGGGAGAAGGCCAAAAUACCCAAGUCCAGAAUACUUGUAACAGAGUGGAAAAGGAAAAACAAACAAAACAAUAUUGUUGCUAGGGAUUUUUAGUGGGCAGGCAGAUAUUCAGGCUAGCAUUGCUCUGGCUCCUGGUAACCUUAUUAGCACCACUGUUAGCAUGUGACAGAACUUCAGUGGAAAGAUGAAGGAAUAAAUAGGCCACAGAUGGUUUUGCAAUGGUCACAGCAAUUUGUAGAACCAAAAAACACAACAGGAAGGCACUUACUUAGAAGCUUUCCCUUCUCCUCUGCUGUUUAUUCCACAGAAUAGCACCUGAGUCAAUUAAGUAUUCAUUACCCCAACAGAAGAGAGAAAAACUGCAGGCCCACCGCACAAGCACUUGUUUAUUGAAAUCAGAACUCGUACAGGGCUUUGUACAAAAAAUCUAAGAAAGUUUGCUAGCUCGACUUCAAUAGUUGAAAAUUGUGCGUCUGGUUUUAAACGUGUCAUAUCAGCAAAAGCUUGAAUUCUUCACGAGAGACAGGAGGUGUUUGGCUGCCUUGCCAUAAGCUUUGCAUUACUAGAAAACAGUCACAAAGACAGACUCACUUGUUAAUUAAGAGUCCAGCAAGCAAUAAGUGUCAGUGAUGGAACUUAUCAAACUCAAUAUCAGGAAAGAUGAUACCUACCAGACAGUGAAGAAACCCACUAUCUGUGCUGAAAUAUGGUAUUGUUGGUUAAGUAUUUGUCUCCCAGAACCAAGGACUGUGAGUGUGUGUAUGUGUGUGUUUAAAAAAUCUUGGCACUCAAUUCUCAGACUUCUUUUUAAAUGUUUCCUAUGUUUGUUUUGCAAGCCAAAGAGGAGCAGAAAGUUUAAAAGCUCAUGCUAUGUACACACACACACAUACACCUCUUGUAUUAAAUCAGUGUCAGUAAAAUCCAGUAAAAUCCAGGUGGAUUUUACCGCCACCACUUGACUUCCAAAACCUGGGCAAAGGUGGGGGGGAACCUCGUGGUAGGGAUACACCUUGGUAUUUCAUUCUAUAAUGAAAACUACUUGAAUUCCACCUUAUCGAGAAAGAAUGAAGGUUUUUUU
Phasianus colchicus (ring-necked pheasant) is the source of this 12872-nucleotide messenger RNA. The record is from RefSeq and is a predicted model, not a curated record. Lineage: Eukaryota; Metazoa; Chordata; Aves; Galliformes; Phasianidae.